AUGGUCGGCAGCGGGAGGCAGGUUGUAUUGUGGUUGAGAGUACAACCCUCGUCAGAUGAACCCUUGUCAAGUAAAGCCUUUUGGGAAAUUCACACAAACGAAAAGGAAGUAACAGAGAAGGAAGUAACUCUUCACUUGUUGCCAGGGCUGGAAAGCCUUCAGUGUUUACAUAUUGUGUGUUCCCUGAGAACUCUUAAGGAGGACCUGUUUUGGCUUCCAUCAGGUGAACAGCUGCUUUGUGAAGCCAGCACAGUACUGAAGUAUGUCCAGGAAGAUUCCUGUCAGCAUGGCGUCUAUGGGAGGCUUGUCUGCACAGACUUCAAGAUUGCCUUCUUGGGCGAUGAUGAAUCUGCAUUGGAUAAUGAUGAAACUCAAUUUAAGAAUAAGGUUGUAGGAGAAAAUGACAUUACACUCCACUGUGUUGAUCAGAUUUAUGGAGUGUUUGAUGAGAAAAAGAAAACUCUCUUUGGACAACUGAAGAAAUACCCUGAGAAGCUCAUUAUCCACUGCAAAGACCUUCGAGUGUUCCAGUUUUGUCUGAGGUACACAAAGGAAGAGGAAGUCAAAAGGAUUGUCAGUGGCAUAAUUCAUCAUACCCAGGCUCCUAAACUGCUUAAACGAUUGUUUCUGUUUUCCUAUGCGACUGCUGCACAAAACAAUACAGUCACUGAUCCCAAGAACCAUACCAUAAUGUUUGACACACUUAAGGACUGGUGUUGGGAACUGGAACGGACCAAAGGCAACAUGAAAUACAAAGCAGUGAGUGUCAACGAAGGCUAUAAAGUCUGUGAGAGAUUGCCAGCAUACUUUGUUGUCCCCACCCCUCUUCCUGAAGAGAAUGUGCAGCGCUUUCAAGGUCACGGCAUACCAAUAUGGUGUUGGUCCUGCCACAAUGGAAGUGCCCUUUUGAAAAUGUCAGCACUGCCCAAAGAACAGGAUGAUGGCAUUUUACAAAUCCAAAAGAGCUUCUUAGAUGGAGUUUACAAGACCAUCCACAGGCCACCCUAUGAAAUUGUUAAAACAGAAGACCUGUCAAGCAACUUCCUAUCCCUGCAGGAAAUCCAGACUGCAUACUCUAAAUUUAAACAGCUAUUUCUGAUAGGCUUUCCCCCACUGCCUCCUUAUUGUGGCAGUGAUAACACGGCCACCCUCCUCUUCUCCCCUUCCUCAGCAUACCAGUUGCCCAGUGAUAACAGUACUGAAUUUUGGGACACAGAUAUAAAAUGGUUUUCUCUGUUGGAAAGUAGCAGCUGGCUUGACAUAAUCAGACGUUGCCUGAAAAAAGCAAUAGAGAUUACAGAAUGUAUGGAAGCACAAAACAUGAAUGUUCUUCUUUUAGAGGAGAAUGCAUCCGACCUCUGCUGUCUCAUUUCCUCUCUGGUGCAACUGAUGAUGGACCCCCACUGCCGAACCAGAAUUGGUUUCCAGAGCCUCAUCCAAAAGGAGUGGGUCAUGGGUGGCCACUGUUUCUUGGAUCGCUGCAACCAUCUCCGCCAGAACGACAAAGAGGAGGUUCCUGUGUUCCUGCUUUUCCUAGAUUGUGUCUGGCAGCUGGUGCACCAGCAUCCCCCGGCAUUUGAAUUCACAGAGACUUACCUGACUGUUUUGUCAGAUAGCCUGUACAUACCUAUUUUUAGCACCUUCUUCUUCAAUUCACCUCAUCAAAAAGAUACUAACAUGGGUAGAGAAGGCCAGGAUACACAAAGCAAGCCUUUGAAUCUGCUCACCGUGUGGGAUUGGUCGGUGCAGUUUGAACCCAAAGCCCAGACAUUGCUCAAAAACCCUCUCUAUGUGGAAAAGCCGAAACUGGACAAAGGCCAACGGAAAGGAAUGCGCUUCAAACUCUGUCUUCAGACCCAGAAUUUCUCCCUCACAGAGUCCACAAAAGAGAGAGCAGUGAUGCAUCAACGACAACUUUCUUUGCCACUUACGCAAUCUAAGUCAUCUCCCAAAAGAGGAUUUUUCAGGGAAGAAACAGAUCAUUUGAUUAAAAACCUUCUGGGCAAGAGAAUUAGCAAACUUAUUAAUUCUUCUGAUGAGCUCCAAGACAACUUUCGAGAGUUCUAUGACAGCUGGCAUAGCAAGCCCACUGACUACCAUGGUUUGUUGUUACCGCAUAUUGAGGGGCCCGAAAUCAAAGUCUGGGCCCAGCGCUACCUGCGCUGGAUUCCAGAAGCCCAAAUCCUAGGUGGUAGCCGAGUGGCCACUAUGAGCAAACUCUUGGAAAUGAUAGAGGAAGUCCAGAGUUUACAAGAAAAGAUCGACGAGAGACACCACAGCCAGCAGGCCCCCCAGGCUGAGGCCCCCUGCCUGCUGAGGAACUCUGCCCGCCUGUCCUCUUUGUUUCCUUUUGCUCUGCUCCAGCGACAUUCCUCUAAGCCGGUCUUACCCACCAGUGGCUGGAAAGCUUUGGGAGAUGAAGAUGAUUUGGCCAAACGAGAAGAUGAGUUCGUGGACCUAGGGGACGUGUGACCUGUUUAUUGAGUGACUGUGAAAGAGGAAUGUGGGAGAUUGGGACAGCUGAUCCCCGGAUUCAUGUCACGCAGCAGCUAAUGCUGGCCGGGUCCUUAGCCCGGCACUCCGUUGGAGUAAAGCUGGGCCUUCGGGAAAA
Molecule: messenger RNA, 2611 nt
Organism: Mandrillus leucophaeus (drill)
Lineage: Eukaryota; Metazoa; Chordata; Mammalia; Primates; Cercopithecidae
Gene: MTMR12
Product: myotubularin related protein 12
Exons: 18
Coding region: 1-2472 (823 amino acids)
Source: RefSeq, a predicted model, not a curated record